This is a messenger RNA of Rhincodon typus (whale shark), 1882 nucleotides long. RefSeq names its product monocarboxylate transporter 13-like. Gene Ontology annotation, biological process: monocarboxylic acid transport; transmembrane transport. NCBI's taxonomy places the organism in Eukaryota, Metazoa, Chordata, Chondrichthyes, Orectolobiformes, Rhincodontidae. Gene Ontology annotation, molecular function: monocarboxylic acid transmembrane transporter activity. The record is from RefSeq and is a predicted model, not a curated record. Bases 127 to 1479 code for a protein of 450 amino acids. The transcript is spliced from 5 exons.
CUGCUGCUCCCAGGGAUUGUAUCCUCUCAUCUGUCGACCAAAAUUCUUGUGCUGACAAUUUCUGUCUGUUCGCCAUUCCUCCCCUCACAACCUCCCUUCCUACAAUCGGUCCCAUCAUAGCCUGCAAUGGCCAAGCCAGUCAUCAGUGAAUCUCCAGAUGGGGGUUGGGGGUGGAUGAUCGUUUUGGCUGGCUUCUUGAAUAAUUGUCUGUUGGUUGGUGUCACACGAUCCUUUGGAGUAUUCUUCGUUCAUUUCACCCAAUACUUCCAGGAGUCAUCUAGUCGUGUCUCGUGGAUUACUUCCAUCGCCAUGGCAACACAACAAUUUGCAAGUCCAGUGGGGAGUGUAUUUGGGAUGCACUAUGGAGCUCGCCCUGUGGUGAUGGUUGGUGCAAUUUUAGCUUUCCUGGGAAUGCUUACGGCUUCAUUUGGACAGAACCUUCUGCACAUGUACCUCUCCAUUGGACUUCUAACAGGUUUUGGUUGGGCUUUGGUCUUCACCCCCACAAUGGCCAUGAUCUCCAGAUACUUCAAGAGGCGUAGAGCCUUGGCGACCGGUUUGGCGUUCACUGGAGUGGGAGUUGCCUCGUUCUUUUUCUCUCCACUGUUUCAGCUCCUGAUCAAUGGGUAUGGAUGGCGUGGGGCUAUCCAGGUCCUAUCUGCAAUGAUGUUGAACCUCUGUGUCUGUGCAGCCCUGCUUAGACCCAUCACCAUCCAAGAGGACCUUCUUGUUCCUUCAAGGGGACACCCUGAAAAUGUAAAGAAAAGUACCGAGUGUUGUGACAAAGUGACGUCUGCCUUUGAUUUGACCCUUUUCCUGCACCGAGGUUUUAUGGUGUACAGUUUUGCAAUAACUCUGAUGACCACAGGAUACUUUGUCCCCUAUAUCCAUCUGGUGGCCCAUGGAAAGAAUCUUGGAUUGAGUGAUUAUGAGGCUGCCUUCCUGCUGUCUGUCACUGCCAUUUCUGAGACUGUUGCACGGCUAUUUUCUGGUUGGUUGGCAGAUCUCAAGCUGAUCCGAAAAAUCCACAUGUUAUUCCUUUGGAGUGUUCUCACUGGAAUCAGCCUUCUCCUCAUUCCUGUUGGGAGUACGUACUACAGUCUAGUAGGGCUCAGUUUUUUUUAUGGCUUCUGUUCUGGAGGCCUUGCCCCACUCUUCUUCUCCACCCUCCCAGAGAUCGUAGGAAUUGGACGGAUUCUCAACGCAACUGGGCUCUUUCUGAUGCUCCUAAGUAUUGGCGGACUCCUUGGGCCUCCCCUAUCAGGGUUUCUGGAGGACCUAACAGGAAGUUACACCAUAUCCUUCAUGACUGCAGGUGGUUUCAUCCUAGCAGGAUCACUCAUCCUGUUCUUCCUUCCGAGCUUUCUCAUCUGCACGGUGAUCCUUUCUGAACAACAGAGUGGUGAUCAAGUUGGUGCUGGGAAUAGCAGAGACCAUCCUGCACAGGCUGAUGUGACAAACUAUCGCUUAGAGGAAUAACAGGGACUAUUUCUUGGAAUGAAGCUGACUGUACAUCAUAAUGCAGUGUUGAUAGGUUCCCCUUGAUGGCCAAGCUGUCUUGUUUUAUCCACUGUAGUAUCAGGGGGAUGACAGCAGGACAUCACCAGCUCUGGAACAUGCAAAGGGAAGAUUAAAUCAUUUAGAGAGCAACAUACCCCAAGUUUAUAAUAUAAAUGAUUUGAGUGAGCGCACUCUAAUCUGUAACAGGCUUAAUUGCAAUUACUCCUGCAGACAAAUAGCUGGACAAUUCAGCAAGGAAACUAAUGCAAAUUCAAAGUAGGAAAAGGGCAUUUGGCCCAUCUAUCUCCCUUUAUCCAAACUCUAUUGCAAUCACAUCAAUGAUUUUGACCGAAGAAAACAAAAACAAGCAUUUCUUAAUGCC